Messenger RNA from Pieris brassicae (large cabbage white), 2575 nucleotides. RefSeq names its product zinc finger protein 37-like. The transcript has 9 exons. NCBI's taxonomy places the organism in Eukaryota, Metazoa, Arthropoda, Insecta, Lepidoptera, Pieridae. Gene Ontology annotation, biological process: regulation of DNA-templated transcription. The record is from RefSeq and is a predicted model, not a curated record. Gene Ontology annotation, molecular function: RNA polymerase II cis-regulatory region sequence-specific DNA binding; DNA-binding transcription factor activity, RNA polymerase II-specific. Bases 150 to 1898 code for a protein of 582 amino acids. Gene Ontology annotation, cellular component: nucleus.
UCGGGUGAUUUGGAUUUUAACUUGUUUUUAUUUAUAAUUAUUAAUAAGAUAAAUGUUAGGUGUUAUGAUUUGCUGCUUUAUUUUUAGUGUUAUUAUAAUCACUGUGUAAUAAGAAUUAGUACAUUUAAGCGUAGCAUUUCGCUGUUACGAUGACUGACGUUGAAGAUGCUAAUAUUGUUAAGUCAAUCGAAGAAAAUAAAAGCGCAGAGAAGUGUAGCGGUAAUAUAAACAUUAAAGAAGAAGGAGUAAUUGUUAAGAAAGAGGAUGUGGAAUGUAUGCUGUGUGUUGAGCGAUGCGGAGAAGUUAUUGAUAUUAAUACACGGACUCACGCUGGAACCCUGUUACAUGAGUAUCUCGCGAAGUACACACAAGUAGACAUUACAGCAGAAAAUACUUCUAAGCAAAUAUGUAAGAAUUGCUUUGACCUUGUAGAUGUAUUAGAACAGACAGAAGUCGAGUAUCUUAAAUUAAAAGUUACAUUUGAAGGUAUUAUUAGUAAAAACCCACUAUUUGAUGCUCAACUGUCUUCUGUCGACGUAGUAAAGCGUGAGAAUAAUCUACAAGCAAUAAACCAAGACUCUUCUGAUUCAGAAGAUGAACCCCUUUCAUUAACGAAAAAGAAAAGAAUACCAAAAUCUGUAACACGAAAAAUCCCUGAUACCCACCUUAAUAAAAAGAAGACUGUUAAAACAAGACGUAAAUUAAAUGAGGGAAGCUGGGAGUGUAAAGAGUGUGAUGAACAAGGCAAUAAGGGAGGUCAGGCUGGACUGGUUUCACACAUGCUAUUAAAACAUAUGGGUCCACUACAAGAUGAAAUUAUAAAAAAAGAAAACAAUGACAAAAGCCAUGAUAUUGAGCUUGAUGAAAUGUUAAAAGUUGAAGAUGACGGGUUUGGUGACAAUGAUGACGAGGACUACAUUCCUGAACCUGAAGUUGAAGACAAAAAUGAUGCAGAUCGUACAAAGGGAAGAGGGCGAAAGAAAGGUGCACGCAAUAAAGUAAAACCAAAGAAACACUUCUAUUGCGAUAAAUGUCCGUCCAAAUUCACAUCGCCUGUGCGUCUAGAACAGCACAAUAAAAGACACGAGGCCGAAGGAAAGCCGCCCUUCAUUUGUGAAGUGUGUGGGGCACACUAUAAGCACAAGAGGGCGUGCGAUAUACACGUAGCACUACACAAAGGUAUAAGUGACUGGAAAUGUGAGGAAUGUAACAAGUUGUUCCCGUCCAAAGGCGCGCUGCAGCGACACAAUAAUAUUCACACCGGAAAACUUAACUACCAGUGCGACCUCUGCGGCAAGUCCUUCAUUCACACUUCGUCCUUCAAGAUGCACAAACUCUCCCAUUCGGGCGUAAAACCCCAUGCGUGCGAUGUGUGCGGCCUUGCCUUAAUGACGCGUUCGCACCUCAAACGCCAUAAGCGCGUACACAGCGGCGAGAAACGUCACGAGUGCGUACUUUGCGGAAAGCGGUUUUCAGAACGGUACAAUUUACUAGCGCACGCAAAAUCACACGAUCCGCACGCAGCUAAUCCAAGUCAUCAGCCGGCAACCGAACGGCGUCGGAUGUUCCGAUGUCCGUACUGUCAAGAGCGGUACGAGAGGAGGUAUUUGCUGGAACGCCACGUGUCGACAUCACACGGCCGAUCGUUGGAACGGCCACCAGCAACGCCCCGAAAUACAAUGAGUAAGCUGCUUAAGGCACAGGCGCAGAGACGAGCUGCAGCGCCUCUAACGGAUGAUACAUACAAUUCGGACACAAAAGAGUCGCAAAGUCCUGAAGCGCGUUCUUCGCCGGCCACGGCGCACAAACUCACGCAAAACACUCCAGCGGACCCGAUCAGUGCCUGGACGAACGCGUACGCUGCGGAAUUUGGUUUAAGACAGGACUAUGCGCAAUGACGUCACUAAUCCAAUUGUGACAUCACUAAUCGUUUCAAUACCUCGUUCUAUUUCGUCAUAUUUGUCUUCCUAUUGCCUGAAAAUGGCCGUUUAAAUAUAUGACUUACUUAUAUUGGUUUCAAUGACUAAAUUACGAUUUUCUCUGCGGAUUAAAGAAUGGUUGUCGAAUGAUAUAGAAAUCGAUGUUUCGUAGUUACGGCUCGUAUUUUGGAUAUUGAAACCGGAUCUGAGAGGUUCGUCCUAUAUUUAAAUCGGUUAUGCUGUUAAAAUAGUGAUAGUCUGCGAUGUGUUUGACUUUAUAGUUUCUGGUAAUUCAAUAUUUUUGAUCUCUAGUUUUAUGAUUUGUAAAAUUAUUGUCUUUUCUUUUAAUAUUGUUCAUUAUGUUUUAUUUUAACGUGUAUAUGUAAUAAAAAAAAACACUCUAAAGGUCAGCCUUUAUGGUAUGUAAAUAAUCAGUUAUUUACUAAUUGAGUAUUUUAGGUCAAAUUAAUACAAGCCACAGACUACAUAUGUAAUGUAAAUAACACUUCCAUCACAAUUAUUGAUUUUUACAUUUUAUUAAUGAUGUUAGUUACGUCUGGCUGAUGGUAAUGAUUUAUUUAUGUUUUGGCAAGUAUUGCAUUAUAUUAAAUAGUUAAUAUUAAUAAUUGUAAAUAUAAGUAGAUUAAUUCUUUAUU